CGGUUUGGUUCCUUGUCUGUAGUUUUAGCUAAUCUGAUGCUGCUUUGCUGUAGCGCGCGCACAUCCCCGUCGAGAUGAUGACUGAAACGAAAGCGUUUUAUUUGUCGAUAGACCGCUGAAAAUGGCACGGCUUAAACACAUAUUGUUAUGUGUUCAGCACUGUGUGCUACAAGUCCACGAUGCCUGAAGAUCUUUAAAACCACUGUUCAAGGAGUUUUUGAUUCCUGUGGAAUCUAUACAUUUGGCGCCUCUUGUUUUUUUUUUUUUUUUUCUUCUUUUUUUUUUUCUUUCUUUUGACAAAACCUACCCACGUCCGUGAGAGCGUGGAUAUCUGAGAGUCUUGCCAGACAUCUUUUUUGGUCAACGAUGCCCGUACAAGCGCCACAAUGGACCGAGUUUCUGUUGUGUCCCAUCUGCACGCAGACGUUCGAGGAGAGCGUGCGCAAGCCCAUCAGCCUGGGCUGCGGUCACACUGUCUGCAAGAUGUGCCUGAAUAAGCUGCACCGCAAAGCCUGCCCUUUUGACCAGACUACCAUCAGCACGGACAUCGAGCUGCUGCCCGUCAACACGGCACUGCUGCAGCUCGUCUGCCCUCAGGUACCCAAGUCUCCGCCUGUCACCUUAGUGAAAGGAGCAGAGGACAUCAAGCAUUAUGAUGAAGCACGCACAUGUGUGGAGGAGCUGGCUCUCUACCUCAAACCCCUCAGCAACACCCGAGGUGUAGGGCUGGCCACUGCGAGUCAGAGUCUCCUCAGCAGACCCAUGCAGAGGAAGCUGGUGACCCUGGUACACUGCCAGCUAGUGGAGGAGGAGGGUCGUAUCCGGGCCAUGCGUGCAGCCCGCUCUCUUGGAGAACGUACAGUUACUGAGCUUAUCCUACAACAUCAAAACCCCCAGCAGCUCUCUUCCAACCUCUGGGCUGCUGUUCGAGCACGUGGCUGCCAGUUCCUCGGCCCUGCUAUGCAGGAGGAGGCUCUAAAGUUGGUGCUGUUGGCGUUGGAGGAUGGCUCACCUCUAUCCCGCAAGGUUCUGGUUCUGUUUGUGGUCCAGAGGCUGGAGCCACGCUUCCCUCAGGCUUCAAAAACAAGUAUAGGGCAUGUUGUACAGCUUCUGUACAGAGCCUCAUGUUUUAAGGUGACUAAGCGAGAUGAGGACUCCUCUCUGAUGCAGUUAAAGGAAGAGUUCAGGACAUAUGAGGCUUUGCGGAGAGAGCACGACUCCCAGAUCGUCCAGAUCGCCAUGGAGGGAGGCCUGCGUAUUGCCCCUGACCAGUGGUCCUCCCUACUCUAUGGGGAUCAAUCCCACAAGUCCCACAUGCAGUCCAUCAUUGAUAAGUUGCAGACUCCAGCCUCUUUCGCUCAGAGUGUACAGGAGCUCACCAUUGCUCUGCAGAGAACAGGAGACCCGGCCAACCUCAACCGCCUCAGACCACAUUUAGAGCUGUUGGCAGACAUCGACCCAAGCCCAGAUGCCCCGGCCCCUACAUGGGAGCAGCUGGACAAUGGGCUGGUGGCUGUAAAAACAGUAGUGCAUGGGCUUGUGGACUUCAUCCAGAACCAUAGCAAGAAGGCAGGAGACCCACAGCAGGCUCCUCAGCACAGCAAGUACAAGACAUAUAUGUGUAGAGACAUGAAGCAGAAGGGUGGGUGUCCCAGAGGAGCCAGCUGCACCUUUGCCCAUUCCCAGGAAGAACUCGAAAAGUUUCGUAAGAUGAACAAGCGUCUGCCUUUGAGGAAGCCCCUCAGCCAGUCGCUUACCCACCUUAACGACAUGGACGUAGCUUGCAGCCCAGGCCUUCUGUCUGAUGAGGGAUUGGUUGUGGAGGGUCUGGCCCACAAACCUUCCCUAGUCACUAAUGGCAUUCUCCCAGUGCCACCUGGAUCAGAGCUCACACAUCUGAUCUCCCGUGGAUCAGCAGCACCCUACGACACGGCUCGAAAGCUGGGAAAACCAGACACUGGCAGUCUCAGUGCUCCUGAGUCAACUCCAGAUUCACUGGACUCUAAUCCUAAAGUGGUGAUGACUUCAUCUCAUCCUAAAGUCCAGAGAGACAGUCUGGCUGGACACACACUGUCUGCGGUCUCCAGAGUUGCUCAGAUACAGCAGUACCCUCCACAUCAGCCUGAAGCCUAUUACCCAGAAUCCAGAGUACCACCACCUGCUUCCCAAUACGAGUCCUCUCAGUAUCCCACUGGCAACUCCUAUGCAUAUCAGCACUUGCAGCCUCGCUACACUCGCCCACCAGUUGACCCUGUCUUGGCACAAUACCCAGACCCCUAUCCUGUCUCCUACGCCCCUGAACGCCAGUACCCUGCUUCGCCAUCUGACCCUCGCUACAACUACCACGACAGUCGCCGCCAUGCACCUUAUGGAGGCCACCCUCCACUCCCACCAUACACUCGAGAUGAGCUGGGUCACAGGAGUCCUGUCCCCUUGGAGAUGCCCCCACCACAGGCACCAACAGCAGGAGCCUCAUCCUCCUACCUCCCAGAAUCACGGGAUCGGUACGGCUCUGAGGGUUAUAACCACUCCGGCCACAACAGCCCUUACAGUGGCAGGAGUGCCUAUGCCCGGCCACAGCCCAGCCUGGACUACCUGCACCGUCGGAGGAAGGAAAUCAUGGCCCAGCUAGAGGAGCGGAAAGUUGUCUCUCCUCCUCCCUUUGCCUCCUCUCCAAAUCUGUCCCAUACUUAUGACCCCAGUUAUACGCAAGAUGUCAGGGGGCAAAACCAUUAUAUGGGAGAGAAACCUCCAGCAUUCCAGAACAUCAGAGAACCUGAAUAUGCAGCUUCAUACUCUCCAUGGUCAUGUGACACUUUUGUUCCUUACAUCGGCACCAAGGACAUGAAGUCCAAAGAUUGUCCUGCCACAGGCUACAUGGAGAUGAAGACUAUAGAAAAAAGCUUGAGAGAUCCAGCUCUGGAGCUGCAGCGUCGAGCAGCAGAGGUCAAAGACGAUGACCCGAUCAUCCCAUUUGGCUCAUUGCCCACCAUCUCUCGCUUUGGAGCCAUAUCUCGCACGUCCAAAUCAGGAUAUCAGCCUGCUGGCCUUGUUCCAGGCCCCUCAGCCAAACACACUGCAAAUGCAGUUGAUUACAGCUACGGGAAUCACGGAGGAUGGGGUGAAGCCUCUUAUGCCCAGCACCAAACCAUGCCAUCUCAGGGACACUUCAAUGAGCGUCUGCCCCCUGCUGCACAAGACAGGGAACAGCUGAAGAUGGAGCUCCAGCAGGUCAACCAACAAAUCACGCAACAGACUCGCUAUAUAGAGAGGGAACCAGGUUCAGCAGCUGGCCAAGUCGCUCCAGUGGAGUGGUCAACAGCUAGUGUUUCCAGCGAGCAGCUGAGCAUAGAGUUGCACCAGGUGGAGAGAGAGAUCGGCAUAAGGACACGUGAGAUAGCCAUGGAGGCAGCUGGCAUGAAAUACAAGCUGGUAGCAGGAAGUGAGAAUGGACAGAGUGAGCACAGUUUACAGCGGGAGGAUCACCACCUAGCCCUGAGUGAGGGAUCAAACGGUUCCGGUUCUGUGGUGCAGGACCGUGGUUUGGGCAGCACCAGCAUGCCGUCCUUGACCAGCAAGACAUCCUCACUCAGCCUGUCAUCUGAACUGGUGGGCAGCAGUCCGGAUCUGGCAAAGAACGGGGUGGCUCACGUCUGCACAUAGUUUGUCUUCAGCUAGAUGCUACCUUUAUGAGCUGGUCUCUUUGUCUCCCUCUCACUUUUUCACCCUCACACACAAACACACCCAGUCUCUACACUCUGAGUAGAAAGUUAUAUCUCAAGAUCACCUCCAAUUUGCAGAGGCUACAAUAUACCACCAAACCUUCAUUAAUGAACUAUUUAACAAACUCCACUCAUAUUGGGUCACUUUUUUCUUUGCCACCGCAGUACUGGGAUGUUGAGCAUUCCAUAUAUCCAAUGCCUUUAGCUGCAUUUCUUACCACUGCUUGUUCAAAUAAUUCAGAAAUGACGAGUCCUACUUGCUCACAACACCUACAGGAACUUACAGGAAUAGGAAUUAGCAGCAUCUGCCUUUUUCCCUUCUGUGAAUGUUUUUUUUUUUUUUUUUUUCUUUCCCUCUGAUAAAUUCUUUCAUUGCCUUAAUGAAUCUUUCAGACUAGAGCAUUCAAGAAACAUUUUACAAGUAUGUUUACUUGCAAGUCAAACCAGUAAUAUUAUUUUAAUAACGAAAAGUAAUACUCACAUGCAGUAGACUCAGACUACAUUCUUAGUAGUUACGUUAUCAUUCAUGAUGCUGACUUUUCACGGUUGAAGUUUACAUUCUGCACAGUACUCUUGUGAAUUUUCUUACAAUUUCUGUAGGAGCCUCCUGUCGUGCUGCAUAUAUAGCAUAUUAGUAACGGAUGGAUAUGAUAAACAUUGCCUGUUCAAACUAACAUUUAGUCAAAACCAGACUGUUAUCUUGAGUUGAAGCUAGUAUUGUUGCCCCUCAGCUUCAUAUACGAUUGGUCAGUGUUCAGGCAACGUGGCUUUGCUCAGUAUCUUACCAAAACAUAACUCGGGCCCCGCCUACACGUAUACAGAUGUGUGUGUACAUAAAAAAAAAAAAAAAAAGCUGUAAUUUAAAAUGAACCCUUUUGAAAACACUCUCAAGGCUGGAGAAUUUUUGUUAAUCUUUCGUGGAUAGGAAAACUUUUCUUGGUUACCCCUAUUGCGAUUUGGUGCGUACCACUCAUCCACGAUGGCGCUGCGGAUGGCGGCCUCAGUGCUAAUGCGCAUUUCGUCUUGUAGGACUUUUUAAAAAAAAAAUAUCUGCCAACCAGUUUGUUUAUGUGCUGCAUUUUCUUUCAAAUUGAAAUUAAAUGAAAAAAAGAAUAGGAAAAAAACCCACCCUCAUGCGAAGGAGAAUAUGAUUGCGGUAUGGCUUCCAAAUACACCACUGCAGGGCUACAGUUCUAUACUGUGAACAUCCUGUGAGGUUUCACGUACGAUUUUUUUUUUUAUACGAGUGUUUGAGUGUGACAUUGAAGCAGAACUUCCAUUUCUGUCAGUCCAUGCAUAUGAAUGUCCGUGUUUGAGUUUGAUUUGUUUUGUUGUAGUAAUUUUGGCCAUGGUGGUAUUUUUCUACACAUUGCCUUCUCUACUACUCAGUAUGCAGAGUAUGUUAUUCUUGGCAAGAUUUCCACAGCAGUUUGACAUCCCUGUAAAAAUUUAUAUUGAAUUUAAAUACGAGAUCCAUGUGAGCUUUUUACUUUAAGCUUUUUUUUAAGUUGCUGAAUGUCAAACGGAGAUCUCGAAAACAGACAAAAAUAUCUGUAUACGUAUGAACGGUGCCUCAGUCUUGUUUCCUGUCUAUUUCAUGCCAUGUAGCUGGGCAUGCUCAUGAGUCGGACAGACAGUCCAGGUUUUACAUGUUAUUUCACAAUUCCACUCAAUGCUAGCUCAGUUUGAAGUUUGUGACGACAUUCUUCCAUGCCGAAAUUAAGACUCUGCUCUUGAACCGACCUACAAAAUCUGUUUGCCUUACUGGAGAAAAACGGCCAAAUUCUUACUGUUUUAUUUGGCUAUAUAUAGAUUUCUUUCAUUUCCCAGAAGCUGAGCUUCCAAAAAAUUGCUUUGCUUCAUCAGAGGUGGUCAGAAAUGUCUAAAGCAUGUGGACAGGGCCAGAAAGCCACUCAUCAGUUGUAGCCAAUUGCACUUGUUUUUUAUUUAUAUACUUAGUUUUAUUACUUUUUUAGAUCAUGUACUAACAUACCUCUCAGCUUUAAUGUUUUUAACCAGGGAUAUUUACAUGUUUCAUCCUGAGGAUGGAAAAAAAAGCCUAAGAGAGAAACUGAAAG
Molecule: messenger RNA, 5800 nt
Organism: Tachysurus vachellii
Lineage: Eukaryota; Metazoa; Chordata; Actinopteri; Siluriformes; Bagridae
Gene: rc3h1a
Product: ring finger and CCCH-type domains 1a
Exons: 20
Coding region: 367-3663 (1098 amino acids)
Molecular function (GO): metal ion binding
Source: RefSeq, a predicted model, not a curated record